Molecule: messenger RNA, 822 nt
Organism: Prunus avium (sweet cherry)
Lineage: Eukaryota; Viridiplantae; Streptophyta; Magnoliopsida; Rosales; Rosaceae
Source: RefSeq, a predicted model, not a curated record
AUGAAUUAUGUUACAUGGGUUGAGCAUGUCGACGUGGAUGAAUGUGGUGUUCACAAUCUGUACAAGCAGCUGGUUAACUCUAGCAACACAUUUGGGGCGAAACGAUGGGUCGCUACCUUGGACAGUCAAUGUGAACGUCUUACCAGUUCCCUGGCAUCAAACAUCCCUACUGGUGAUGUUGGUGUGAUUACAAAUCAAGAAGGCAGAAAAAGCAUGUUAAAAUUGGCUGAAAGGAUGGUCAUAAGCUUCUAUGCUGGAGUAAGCGCAUCAACCACUCACACAUGGACAACACUGUCUAGGACCGGGGCUGAUGAUGUUCGGGUGAUGACCCGAAAGAGCGUGGAUGAUCCUGGUAGUCUGGAAAUCACAUGCACAUUUCAAUGGGACAUUCUUUCCAAUGGUGGAAUUGUUCAAGAAAUGGCACACAUUGCUAAUGGUCGCGACACUGUAAAUUGCGUGUCUCUACUGCGAAGUGCGAAUUCAAGCCAGAGCAACAUGCUGAUACUGCAAGCGAGUUGCACAGACCAAACAGCUUCUUUUGUGAUUUAUGCUCCAGUGGACAUUGUUGCCAUGAAUGUGGUACUAAAUGGGAGUGACCCUGACUAUGUUGCUCUUCUUCCUUCUGGCUUUGCCAUCCUUCCAGAUGGAGGAGGCAUGGGGGAUUCUGGCUUUGGUGGUUCCCUUCUCACUAUUGCCUUUCAAAUUCUGGUUGAUUAUGCCCCGACCGCCAAGCUCUCUCUCGGGUCAGUGGCAAUAGUUAACAAUCUGAUUGCUUGCACUGUGGAGAGGAUCAAAGCUGCAUUGUCUUGCGACACUGCAUGA